AUGGAUGGAGUAAGUGACGAGCUGAUCUUGAAACUAGCAGAGGAGAUAGGGAAUGCCUGGAAUUUGCGGAAACUAGCUCUGAAAUUGGGGUUUUCGUUGUCGGAUGCAGAUAUUUUUGUGAAAACCAACCAGCUGAAUGGAAGAGUGACCAGUGAAGGAACAUUGGAGAUGCUUCGGCAAUGGAGGAAUAACACCCCAGCAGAUCAACCUAGUACAAAUGGAGACCAGAGAGAAGAACAUACCCGCAAAAGGUUUCGAAGUGAGCUCAGUGAUACCAUUGUGGAAAAGGAUGACAUUCCUACUAUACAAGUCGUCGUCGGUUUCGUGCUAAGAGAACUGGAAAGUCAAUACACAGAUUCUCGGAGAUUCCAGGAAGUCACCCCACUACAUGAACAAGGCUUUCUCCCAUUACUCAAACGUCGAAACGGAUACCAAAGCUCAUCAUCUGCACUCGAGAAUUCUCGCCACGACAUCUUCACAGCACAGCUCGCGAGGAAACAACUACGGAGGAUCGUCGUGUCGCACAACAGCCCUGUGGAGAGCACGGCAUUGUGUCAUAGUCUUGCGUAUGACUGGGCGACGCAGAACCGGUCCUCCCGCCUGUCAGAGAUGCAAUUCCUCUUCGAGUUAUCAUGCAGUGAAAUCAAACCCAACCAGACAAUCGAGGCUGCAAUCAAGGAUCAGCUGUUCUCUAAAUGUGACCAAAUCGACGAAACUCUAAUCAAAGAGUUGAUCGAAAAGAUGCCAGAUGGAGUAACGAUACUCCUUGAUGGAUACAACGGCAACAAUGUCAUGGAAGACAUCUUGACAGGGCGUACCCUCAAAGAGGUAACAGUCAUGGUCACGGCCAAACCACGCUCUGCAAACCUGCUCCAUCGGAUGGCAUCGGGCGUGUAUGAUCACAUCGACAUGUACUGAACUGCUAAAUAGGCUCGACCCGUUUGUUUGUCCUUCAACGUGUUGAAGUACAGCAAUGGUAUCUUUGAACUGAAUAAACAUUUUCAUACCUGCCAGCAUUUGGGAAAUAUGCAAAAUGUAGACAACCAACGGCGGGGUCCUGGUGCAGAGCGCCUUGCAGGGGUCCGAGGGCCAGCGCCCUCUGCAGCUCGUGGAUCUUUAGCGACUUUAGGGCCAAGGAAAAGCGACUUCCAUGCUUCAUGUUUUUUAGUGCAUUGUAGGUGGGCUUGUACAUUUAUUUCACCUUACCCAUGUUUUUUUUUCCGAUCAUGAAAUUUCGGUCAUCUGAAUGUGCGGAUAUUUGACCACUUUGAAAGUCAAAAAUUUUGAGAAUCCAUAUAAUAUCUGAAAUGUUGGCAGGUCUGCAUUUGUGACCAACAGCAUUUACAAACGUUCAAAACCCAUUCAGUGUUCCAGCCAUGUGUACAAUCGAGAGUUCGACACUCAUUUGAGGUAAAAUGCAAAUAGCCAGGAUUUUGAGAGAAUAGGGAGUUUUUGCAAGAGCUACGGAGACUAUUUCUGCAACGUUGAAAAAUCUAUUGUCAAUUGCUUUUUAUGACGAUGAAGUCUCUGUUGAGGGUCAGUGAAUAUCAAAUCUUUUGUAUAGAAUUAACUUCAAUACAUCUAAGAACUGAGCAUUUUAGAAAUUUGCAGGUAAUUUGAUCCAUCGGCAUAUUUAAAAGAUUGACAAAAGGGUUUAAUUUUUGGUUUUGGUGGUACAACAUUGAGGGAGUUAGCGUUAUGAGUGUUUAACCGAUGCCUGUCGAAGUACAUUUUUAUAUCAUUACAUAAUGGGAUGGGGCAAGACUACAUGAAUACAUUAGUA
Messenger RNA from Lytechinus variegatus (green sea urchin), 1783 nucleotides. RefSeq lists its product as uncharacterized. The record is from RefSeq and is a predicted model, not a curated record. The transcript has 9 exons. NCBI's taxonomy places the organism in Eukaryota, Metazoa, Echinodermata, Echinoidea, Temnopleuroida, Toxopneustidae. Bases 1 to 918 code for a protein of 305 amino acids.